ACAUACGUAAAUGCACAUCCUCAAAGAAAACGCGAAAAGAAAUUAUAAACAAACCAAGACCGGUUGUACUCAGUGAGAAGUGUUUUUGUAUAUAACUCUCUUUUAUACUCAAUUUUUGUGUUUGAUCAUGUGCUCUGUGGUAUUAUCAACAAUGCUGAAGGCGUUAAUUCAUCGAAUAUACAACUUACGGUUGCAAUGUACUUAGUUUAGUUUAGUUCAUUGCGAAGUGUGCGACAUGAAUGAUGUGUUCUAUGCGGUUACAAUUUUUUUUGAAAGUGUAAGGAACGAAAUGUUCAAAUACGCGAGUUAUUUUUGAACGGUUAAAAUGUUUAUAAAUAUCUCACCAAAAAAUUGUAAACUCAUAAUCUUGCCACAGGAAAAGUGAAUGAAAAGUGCAAACUUAAAUUUAAAUCAAAUAAAAAAUUAACCGACAAAAUUGUGAAAGAUGUCGCGGUGUUGAAAACAACUUAAAUCGAAUUAUGUGCUGAAAUAAUACAAUAAGACGAAACCAUACAAUAAUAAAAUUAGUGGUCGAAUUAGUUGAAAUUGCUCGGUAUAUACAGACAAAUAACAUUCGCUUUUUUCAAUUGAGAAAGUUUUUCAUCUUCAUUUUCGUUGGAAUCGUCACGGUUCCGGAUCAUUUAUUUUGACGGUAUACCAUUGUUACAAAGUACAACCUAGAUAUUUUUUUUCAAAUUUUAUAGCAAAAUCAACCAAAAAUGUCAAAAGAUGUUGAAUUCCGGGACGUUUUUUAUACAGUCAAACUUACCACUAAUCCAGUGAACGAAGCAAAGAAAAAAUGCUUGCUACAAGGAGUCAGUGGUGUAUUCAAGAAUGGACAACUAUCGGCCAUUAUGGGUCCAUCAGGUGCAGGGAAAAGCAGCCUGAUGAAUGCUCUAUCUGGCCUGAGGACAAAUGGCGUAACCGGCCACAUACUAAGAAAUAAAAAAGCUUCGUGCUACCUAAUGCAAGAGGAUCACCAUCAACCGUUUUUAAAUGUUAUCGAACAAAUGACCAUGGCCUGUAAUUUAAAAUUGAAGCCAGGAACACCACACGAGCAAAUCAUCACAGAAAUUCUGACAAACUUAAAUUUAAACCACCGAACCAAAGUACUCGCAAAUCAACUUAGUGGCGGAGAAAAGCGAAGACUGUCAUUGGCACUGGAAUUGGUAGCCAAUCCAAGCAUUUUCUUCCUCGAUGAACCUACAAGCGGUUUGGACGAAGUGACAGCAUCGCAGUGCAUUCGACUGUUCAAAAACUUAGCACGACAAGGCAAGACAAUUAUCUGCACGAUUCAUCAGCCGUCUGCCAUAUCAUUUGCCUUGUUCGACAAUGUAUAUGUGUUAUCCAGAGGGAAAUGUGUUUAUCAGGGCGUACCGGAUGCUAUAGUUUCGUUUAUAUCACAGGCCGAUUUCAUAUGUCCGAAACAUUACAGUCCAUCUGAUUAUUUAAUCGAAGUUUGUGAUACAGAGGACAUGAACAUUGUGGAUACUUUGUCCGAUUUGACGCAAAACGGAAAGUUGACGUGUGCUAGUACCUCGGCCGAUGAAUCUCAAUUGAAUAGUAAUGUAAGCAUUGUGAUGAAAAAUGCAGUUACUGCAAUGGUAACGGAGAAAAAACGAUCUCGAAGUGGUGCGUUGUUAGAAAAAAUGAAAGCUUUCUCGAAAUUUAUGCAAAAUGAUUACGCUAAUUCGGGUUUGCAACAGUUUUUAGUCUUAUUUAGAAUAAUGAUGAUAAAGAUCGUCAGAAAUCGAAUUGUGCUGACCAUACAAUUGUUUCAUCACGUUUUCUGCGGAGUAAUUUUUGGUACAAUUUUCUUCAAAGCGGCCGAUGAUGGUAACAGAAUGUUUGAUCAUUUAAAAUUUUGUAUUGGAGUCGUGUUUUUUCUUUCGUACACUCAGAUCAUUGUACCGAUUUUGGCAUAUCCCAGUGAAGUAAAAUUGCUGAAAAAAGAAUGUUUCAACAGGUGGUACGGUCUGUCUCCAUAUUAUGCCGCAUUAACAUUAUCAAGGCUGCCAUUCCAAAUUCUGUUCAAUAUGAUUUUCAUGACACUAACAUACUUUAUGAGCGGUAUACCCAUGCAACACUUUCGAUUCGGUCUGUAUUCACUUACUGGUAUGAUUGUAUCAUUCGUGGCCGAAGGAUUAGGCUUGGCCAUUGGGGCUGCGUUUAGUAUAACAAACGGUACAGUUGUUGGACCCUUAUUAAUUGCUCCGAUGCUGGGACUCGCUAUUUACGGAUUCGAUUUCGCCAACGACAUUUCGGUGCUUAUGUAUGCAGUGAUGAAAAUGUCGUUCAUGAGAGUGGGAAUCGUGUCGCUGGUUUUGACCGUCUUUGGAUAUGAUCGACCAGUGAUGAACUGUACUGAUAUUUAUUGUCAUUUUGGUGAUCCGAAAAUUCUUUUACGAUUUUUACGCGUCGAAAAUGUUGAUUUUUGGAAUGAAAUCGGUUUUUUGGUGCUAUUUGCGGUCAUAUUUCGCACGGUGUUCUAUUUCAAUUUAAAGAGACGAAUUAAAACUUAAGCUGCCGUUUGUGUCGCAAUUAGAAAGUAGAACGCAACUGUUAUGUGAUAGAUUUUUUUAUGUGUGUAAAAUGUAACAACAAAAUAGGUAAAAUUACAAAAAUAAAUUUUGUACUUGGUUUAAAAU
Bradysia coprophila is the source of this 2648-nucleotide messenger RNA. Its product is annotated as ATP-binding cassette subfamily G member 4. Gene Ontology annotation, molecular function: ATP binding; ABC-type transporter activity; ATP hydrolysis activity. The record is from RefSeq and is a predicted model, not a curated record. Gene Ontology annotation, cellular component: plasma membrane. Gene Ontology annotation, biological process: transmembrane transport. Lineage: Eukaryota; Metazoa; Arthropoda; Insecta; Diptera; Sciaridae.